AUGACUAUGAAAUGUUCGGGAAAUUUCAGACAGAUGAUGUACUUUGAACAGGAAGUACUGGUUUGGCACGUAUAUUUCUAUAAAAAAUAUUAAUGUGGUUAUGGAAUUUCAGCUGCGGAAUGCGUCCCUUUUCCUUUUUUUUUUUUUUGUUCUUUGUGUGUGUUUGUGCGUGUCCGUGAGGUAAGCGGAGGACCUCGCGCCGUGCCCCCGGCCGCCGCUGAUUGGUGCGCGCGUCGCCCCAGGAAUGUCUCCCAGCCGUUUAAAUAGCCCUCAGUCCGCCGUGGGGACAGUUGAGGUUCGGCUCCGCACUCAGUAUCGCGGGGGCAGAAAAGAACUUAAUUAUUUUUUAUAUAUAGUGAAAAAGCGACAAGACGGCCAGUUGGACUUUUUGAAACCUAGAAAUAAGAGGGCAAAGAAAACUUGAACUGUAAAGAUUACGGAUUUUCUUUUAAUUCACGUUAAUUUCGGAUUUACUUUUCCUACAGACCUUAGGUUCGAGAAGUUAAGUGUGAGAAUGAAGAUCCGAGUGGUUUUCCUUUUGUUGAUGCUUUGGGGCUGUGAAGGGAGCAGAGUCGCAGAGGGCGGAGAGGAUGACAGCGUGUUUGACCUGUUUGAGCUGCUCCGGGUCCACAGAAAGAACCAUGGAGUGACCCUUGUCAAAGGAUCAGAUCCCUACAGCCCAGCUUACAGGAUCUGGAACCCAGACCUGAUCCCUCCACUGCCCGUCACAUCCUUCAGGGACCUCAUCGACUCUAUCCAUAAAGAGAGGGGCUUCCUCCUCUUGGUCAACUUCAAACAGGCCAAGAAGACAAGAGGAAGCCUCCUGACCGUGGAGAAGGUGGACGGCUCUGGACCUGUGUUUGAGAUAAUUUCCAAUGGCAAGGCCAACACGCUGGAUGUGGUCUACUCCACAGAGAAGAACCAGCAGGUCCUCUCUAUUGAGGAGGCAGACCUGGCCACCGGACACUGGAGGAACAUCACUCUGUUUGUGCAGGAGGACCGUGUCCAGCUCUUUGUGGGCUGUGAGGAGGUCAACACAGCAGAGAUGGAUGUGACCAUCACGAACGUCCUCACACAGGAGGUGGCAGAUAUUGCUCGGCUGAGGGUUGGCAAGGGGGCCAUCAGUGACUGGUUCACGGGUGCCCUUCAGAAUGUGCGCUUUGUUUUUGGAACUACUUUGGACACAGUUUUGCGAAACAAAGGAUGCCAAAGCUCAACAUUCACUGAUACCAUCACCCUGGACAAUCCGGUAAAUGGAUCCAGCCCAGCCAUUAGGACAGAUUUCAUUGGUCACAAAACAAAAGAUCUGCAGGCUGUUUGUGGGUUUUCCUGCGAAGAUAUUGCUAUCAUGUUUAAGGAGCUCAAGGGACUUGGCGUGGUUGUGAAGCAGCUGUCAAACGAGCUCCGCAAAGUGACCGAAGACAACAAUCUGAUCAAGACCCAAAUCAAUAUCCAAAGCGGUGUGUGCAUCCACAAUGGCAUCGUUCACAAGAACAGGGAUGAAUGGACCGUGGACUACUGCACUAAGUGCACUUGCCAGAACUCCGCAACUGUGUGUCGUGAGAUUUCCUGCCCACUUAUGCCCUGUGCCAACGCUACCGUUCCUGAUGGGGAGUGCUGCCCGCGGUGUGGUACCCCGAUGGACCAUCCUGAGGAUGGCUGGUCCCCCUGGUCUGAAUGGACCCAUUGUUCUGUGUCCUGUGGAAGAGGCAUUCAGCAGCGUGGCCGCUCCUGUGAUCGCAUCAACAACAACUGUGAGGGCACCUCUGUGCAGACGCGGGACUGCUACCCACAGGAAUGCGACAAGCGCUUCAAACAGGAUGGUAGCUGGAGCCACUGGUCUCCUUGGUCCUCAUGCUCGGUUACCUGCGGAGAAGGAGUGAUCACCCGCAUCCGACUGUGUAAUUCUCCCACCCCCCAGAUGGGUGGCAAGGAGUGUGUAGGGGAAGGCAGGCAGACAAAGGGCUGCGAGAAGUCACCAUGCCCAAUCAAUGGCAACUGGGGACCUUGGUCUCUCUGGAGCACUUGCAGUGUUACCUGUGGAGGAGGUGUGCAGAGUCAUGAGCGUCUCUGUAAUGACCCCGCACCCAAAUACGGGGGCAAGGAAUGCCAAGGUGAUGCCAAAGCGACACAGAUAUGUAACAAGCAGGACUGCCCCAUUGAUGGGUGUCUGUCAAAUCCCUGCUUUGCUGGGACCAAGUGCACCAGCUUUCCCGAUGGCUCCUGGAAGUGUGGCAGGUGUCCUGCUGGUUACAGUGGUAAUGGAAUCAAAUGCAAGGAUAUUGAUGAGUGUAAGGAAGUUCCUGAUGCUUGCUUUGUGUUCAACGGAGUCCACCGCUGUGAAAACACAGAGCCUGGGUAUAACUGCCUCCCAUGCCCUGCUCGAUAUGCAGGACCCCAGCCCUUUGGCAGGGGGGUGGAGGAUGCCACAGCUAAAAAACAGGUUUGCGAACCGCGAAAUCCCUGCGUGGAUGGAAGCCACGACUGCAACAAGAACGCUCGAUGUAUCUACCUGGGCCACUUCUCAGAAACCAUGUUCCGUUGUGAGUGCAAGCCUGGCUACGCUGGGAAUGGACACAUUUGUGGAGAGGACACUGACCUGGACGGCUGGCCUAACAGUGACCUUGUGUGUGUUGAAAAUGCCACUUAUCACUGCAAGAAGGACAACUGCCCUAAUCUUCCAAACUCUGGACAAGAAGACUAUGACAAGGAUGGAAUUGGUGAUGCUUGUGAUAAUGAUGAUGACAAUGAUGGCAUCCCUGAUGACAGGGACAACUGCCAGUUCGUGUACAACCCCAGGCAGUAUGACUAUGACCGAGAUGAUGUCGGAGAUCGCUGUGACAACUGCCCGUACAACAGCAACCCUGACCAGGUUGACACAGACAACAAUGGGGAGGGCGACGCUUGCGCUAUAGACAUUGAUGGAGAUGGCAUUCUGAAUGAGAAGGACAACUGCCCCUAUGUGUACAAUGUUGACCAGAGAGACACUGACCUGGAUGGGGUUGGAGACCAGUGUGAUAACUGCCCACUUGAACAUAAUCCAGACCAGGUUGAUUCAGACUCAGACCGUGUUGGAGAUAAGUGCGACAGUAACCAGGACAUCGAUGAAGAUGGUCAUCAGAACAAUUUGGACAACUGCCCAUACAUUCCCAAUGCCAACCAGGCCGACCAUGACAAGGAUGGCAAGGGAGAUGCUUGUGACCAUGAUGAUGACAAUGACGGCAUUCCUGAUGACAAAGACAACUGCAGGCUAGCAUACAACCCUGAUCAGCUGGACUCUGACGGUGACGGCCGUGGUGACAUUUGCAAAGAUGAUUUUGACCAAGACAAGGUGCUUGACAUCUACGAUGUGUGCCCUGAAAAUGUUGCCAUCAGCGAAACUGACUUCCGUAGGUUUCAGAUGGUGCCCCUGGACCCCAAGGGCACAUCUCAAAUUGAUCCCAAUUGGGUGGUGCGCCAUCAAGGGAAAGAACUGGUGCAGACUGUCAACUGUGAUCCUGGCAUUGCUGUUGGUUUUGAUGAGUUCAACGCUGUGGACUUCAGUGGCACCUUUUUUAUUAACACUGAUCGAGAUGAUGACUAUGCGGGAUUUGUGUUCGGCUACCAGUCCAGCUCUCGCUUUUAUGUAGUAAUGUGGAAGCAGAUCACACAGACCUACUGGUCCAGCAUUCCCACCAAAGCUCAAGGAUAUUCAGGGCUGUCCAUCAAGGUUGUUAACUCGACCACUGGCCCAGGCGAACACCUAAGGAAUGCUCUUUGGCACACAGGGGACACCCCUGGACAGGUGUAUACCCUCUGGCAUGACCCAAAGACUGUUGGCUGGAAAGAUUUCACUGCCUACAGAUGGCACCUGACCCACAGGCCAAGAACAGGACACAUCAGAGUUGUCAUGUAUGAAGGCAAGAAGAUCAUGGCCGACUCUGGAAGCAUCUACGACAAGACAUAUGCAGGAGGAAGACUAGGUCUCUUCGUUUUCUCUCAAGAGAUGGUGUACUUCUCUGACCUCAAAUAUGAAUGCAGGGACACAUAAUUGCACCAACAAGAGGCUUUCUGAAGAAUGUACCUUUCUACAUGAAUAUAAGUUUUUAUAUUAAGUCCUGGGACCAUAUCCUUGAUAUUCUUUUUUUUCUGCAACAUGCAUAUUGGUGGAAUGAGAGCAUGUUAUCAGCUUCGAGGUAAUUUGACGUUGGGACAGAAACCAGCUGACUGCCAUUUGAAGAUUAGACCCCUCCACCAAAGGCAGGUAGAGCAGAAACAGCAUUGCUUCUUUCAGUGGGGAGAGCCCCCCCCCCCCCACCCUACUCUCUAGAGGCUUCUUCUCUUUGCUCUGCUUCAAGUGGGAGGGACUUCCCACAGAUACUUAUGCACUUCUGAAUCUGCUUCUCUCCCCGGAUGGAGGUCCCAUGAAAAGACUUGAGUAUUGAUAACCUCAGAUCUGCUGUGGACUAAAUUCUGAAAAGGACAAACUUAUUUUGAGGAUGAAGAAAUCUAUAAGACUAAUUUCAUAUUUUUCUGGAGACGGGUCAGAGACCCUUUGGAGAUGAUUGUUGAGGGACGAAACUUGGAAUGACUGUUACAUUGGGAAAGUGUUUUGAGCAUGUGUGAUGGUUGUGCAUUUUCCAAGAAGAGCCAACUUACUUUAUUUUCCAAAAAUAUUUCUUUACAAAACUUUAGCUGAAGAACGUGCUAUCUUUUUUCACAAAGCUGUAAUGUAUCACCUUUCCUUUUACACAUCCCCAGAUUGAUUCUAUAGUGGAUAAGUCCUUGUACAAAAAAAAAAGAAAAAAAAAACAUAAAAAGCUCUUGGAAGAUUGAGUCAAAUGGAUUUUGUUUAUAAAAAACGGGCAUUAGGAAGCCUAAACCUAGUUUCCUCAGGGUGUGAUAUGAUUUCCUGAGUAGUGUGUCAAGACAGUGCAGCGAUGAUAAUGGAUGGACCCACAAAACAAAGUCAUGGCUGGAAGAGCCACCUGAAUAGCAUAUCCAUCUCAGUCCUAGUGUUACUGUUGUUAAUGAACACUAGACUGGGACCUAUCCAUCUAAGACUGCCUACCUCUGCAAAGGGUCCUAGUGGAGUGGCAGGAAAAACAGAACACGUAGUGAACACACUUAGAGAAGCCACAAGUGGAGGAAAAUAUUUAUAAACAAAUUAGAUAUUUAUUGUUUUGUGUUGCUAAGAAACAGGCAGGGACAAAGGAACACAUGGAGCAAACUAUCACAGCAGGCCUCCUUCCAGUGUCAGACUAUGGUUUUUUUUGGAUUGUAAAUACGUCCAUAUUUAUUAAGUGUUUAGUCCAUGUUUCCUUAUAGGGUAGCACAAUGUGGAACCGUGAUGUUUCCAGUUGUCUUAGUCUGCUAUUCAAGGUUUAAGAACAAUGAGAUUCCCCGACCCCCCCCCCCC
Molecule: messenger RNA, 5398 nt
Organism: Scleropages formosus (Asian bonytongue)
Lineage: Eukaryota; Metazoa; Chordata; Actinopteri; Osteoglossiformes; Osteoglossidae
Gene: thbs1b
Product: thrombospondin 1b
Exons: 23
Coding region: 515-4030 (1171 amino acids)
Biological process (GO): negative regulation of angiogenesis; cell adhesion
Cellular component (GO): extracellular region
Molecular function (GO): calcium ion binding; protein binding
Source: RefSeq, a predicted model, not a curated record